AUGGUUCAGAGGUACUGCCCAAUGCUGCCAUCGCAAGCCUCCCUCAGUGGAGGCGAGAAGGCGGAUGGGUCAUCUGAUGGGCAGGCAUUGACGCGACGUACAAGUAAACUGGAUGCUCGGUCUGCAAUCAGUCGGAUGGUUGUUGUGUCAAGUGACGGUGCCUCCUCAUCAUCAACGCCAAUUGUUGGUGCUCCCUCUCCACCGUUGCAACCGGUCUGUGCUCGUGCUGACUCUCAAAUGGAGUGGUGUGGAAUUGUGACCCACCCCUUGGUCGAGGCAAUGAUUCAAGUGAUCAAGUGCAGCAUCGUGCCACCAGCGCCACUUCAUGAUCCUUCAGCACCAUGCCAGGUGUUGACCCUAGUACGUCCGUGCGUUGUGGACAACCUCCUUACUCUGCAAUCCUUGGACGCAGUAGUGCUCACUUUCGAAACAGUCCAGCAUGGUGCUCAACAGGCAGUCCGCAUGCUCUCGUGGAAGCACGUA
Messenger RNA from Hydatigera taeniaeformis, 483 nucleotides. Lineage: Eukaryota; Metazoa; Platyhelminthes; Cestoda; Cyclophyllidea; Taeniidae. The record is from the annotation of a GenBank genome assembly.